This is a messenger RNA of Alternaria ethzedia, 549 nucleotides long. RefSeq lists its product as uncharacterized. The record is from RefSeq and is a predicted model, not a curated record. Lineage: Eukaryota; Fungi; Ascomycota; Dothideomycetes; Pleosporales; Pleosporaceae. The transcript has 2 exons. Bases 1 to 549 code for a protein of 182 amino acids.
AUGGCUCCAGUUGUACAUGAAAUCGACCCAGACGCGGAUACAGUCAUAAUCUUACGAUCACCGGGUGAUGGCGAAUACUUCGCUUGGUGGGAUGAUUCACCGUUCGACAACCUUGACAUACUUGAUCAACUCCCUUUCAGCAUGAAAGAAUGGGACACAAACAUGUCGAUCUCGGACGAUAUUGAAGUUCACCAGUCGCCUGCGAGGGCAUUCGUCACGAAGGAGUCGGAUUGGAUCGAACAUCGGCGACAUGAGCUUAUCAACAAGAAGCUGUCAUAUCUGCAUUAUAAACUGACAAUGAACUCUAAGCCGAAUGAACAUCUGCCAGAUAGAUUGCGAGAGACACUGAGGCGUACCAUCGGUGGGCAAAGACGUUCAACCGGAUAUCCCUGCCUUGAGAUCACUGUGGCAGCACUCGAGAGGGUCCUUCUUGACUACUCUCAGGAGCAAGUGGAGGCUAUACUCGAACUCGAAGCCACUCGUAUCGAGUGGUACCGCGCAAACGGCUUCGAACUCUGCUGGAACAAUAACGAGCUGAGCUAUGAGUAG